This is a messenger RNA of Leguminivora glycinivorella, 1276 nucleotides long. RefSeq names its product E3 ubiquitin-protein ligase Hakai (gene Hakai). The record is from RefSeq and is a predicted model, not a curated record. Gene Ontology annotation, biological process: regulation of cell adhesion; protein ubiquitination. Gene Ontology annotation, molecular function: ubiquitin protein ligase activity. Lineage: Eukaryota; Metazoa; Arthropoda; Insecta; Lepidoptera; Tortricidae. The transcript has 8 exons.
UUGACAAAAGCGUGGUAUACACGCAUCAUACAGAUUCAAUUCACAGAUGUAGACUGUAGUUAAGAGUCGGAAAAACGACUUCGUAAAUGCCAAAAAAAAAUAGUUUGCGUUGUCGGGUGUAGAAUUAUAGGAAAAUUGAGAUAAUUAUUUAACGACAAUUGUAUUUAUGUACAGAAACUACUAAGAAAUUCAUUUGUAUUCUCAAAUGAAACUAUUUUUCAAUUUAUAGUUUUACAGAAACUGUUGAAAAGAGGUUAAGUGACUGUCAACAAAAUUGGGCGCCGUUUGGACGGCGAAACACUUAACUUUUACAUCAUAUUUCUAAAUGAAUAGCGAAAAGAGAAAUGCCCGUGGCCGUGGGCGAGGUAGAGGCCGUGGCCGGGGUCGUGGAAGAGGCCGUGGUCGCGGCAAGAAAGUUCCGAAGGUGAUGUCUUCUGACGAGGAAGAAUGCUCUGUUGAAGAAAGUUCACAAGACCAGGAGGAGUCUUCAACUAUUGAGGAGACAAAGGAAGAGGUUGAACAAGCCGAACCCCCUAAACUGGAAGUCCCUUCCGACAUAUCACAACUAGAAGCCCCAGUAUUCACAACACUGCAGCGUGGCCCGCCUGAGCCCAUGCUCCGUUUGGACUGGGACCAUCGUGCAGCACUUAUUGGGGAAAAAGUGCUGAACCCAAUGAUAUAUUGCUGUGAUAUAUGCUCAAAGCCUAUACUUAUUUAUGGUAGAAUGGUAUGCAAACAUGAAUUCUGUGAUUAUGACUUACAUUGUCUGCUAAAUUCCUAACAUUUUCUGUAUGAUCAGGUUCUCCGCGUAGAGCAAACAGGACUCGGCACUGUGUUCAUGUGCACACACUCAGGCACUCGUUAUGGGAACACAGGCUGCCGGCGGACAUACCUCUCUCAGAGGGACCUGCAGGCGCACAUCAACCACCGGCACGUGUCGGGCGAGACUCACGCGGCCGCCGAGCCUCCCACCGUGGCCGUCGUCAAACCUAUCUCCGUGGGCAGCGGGGUCGGCGCAUCGAACGACCCGCGGCACGCGGUGUCGACGCGCCGGAAUCUCAUCACGGUGCCCAUUCAGGACCCGGACCCUAAUUAUUACAACUAUUAUCAGCAACCCGUAGCGCCGGUGGCGCCGCUGAACGCCGUGGCGAGCGCGGGCACUAGCGGCGCGGCGGGGGCGCCGCCCCCCGCGCCCGCGCAGUACUACCCCGCCUACCCCGCCUACACGCCGCAGCCAGGCGGAACGAUCGUGUUCAUGUUGAAGACCCCGUAUUGA